This is a messenger RNA of Paramacrobiotus metropolitanus, 948 nucleotides long. RefSeq lists its product as uncharacterized. Gene Ontology annotation, molecular function: G protein-coupled receptor activity. The coding region runs from base 21 to 689 and encodes 222 amino acids. Gene Ontology annotation, biological process: G protein-coupled receptor signaling pathway. The record is from RefSeq and is a predicted model, not a curated record. The transcript has 2 exons. NCBI's taxonomy places the organism in Eukaryota, Metazoa, Tardigrada, Eutardigrada, Parachela, Macrobiotidae. Gene Ontology annotation, cellular component: membrane.
UGACAAGCUGCCAAAUUUUUAUGCAUUUUAUCAUCAGUCUGAAUCGGUUCUGCGCGGCGGCGUUUCCCAUUCAGUACCGGCAUAAUCAUACCAAUGUGCUGGCGGUGUCGCUGUCGGUUGGAGCCUGGAUUGCCGCCCACACCAUCACGCUUCCAGGAAUAAUUAUCGAUGCGGAGAAGUACCGCAAACUGGACUUGUCGGACGGCUGCCAAGUGGACGUGGCCGUAAACGCCGGUCAGAAGAACUGGAUGAUCUGCGUGCAGUUCUCCACGUGCACGGUGAUCGGCAGCAUCCUCCUCAUGUACGCCUUCAUCAUAUACAAACAGGCGAAACGCCAACGGAAGAUCUUUACCAAAGGCACGAGUUCCAGUGUCCCGACCGAGUACACCUCCGGGAUGGUGGCUUCGAAGAAGCUGAAAGCCAACGCAACCACCUUGCUGACCGUGAUCACCUGCAGUCUGGUGGUGUUUUGGAGCCCAGCAACGAUUUACUACGCCAUCGUUCCGUUUCAGGAUGGGCUGUGGAAUGAAGAUGUGGUGGCGGUGUUGAAUAUCUUGUUCAACUUCCAGACGGUGAUGGAUCCGGUGAUUAUGGCGCUGGCGGUGUCGGAGAUUCGGGAGUAUGUCUUGAGAGGGAUGUACCGCCUGCAGGGCCUUGCCAAGAAAGAGAGCCGCGCGUCAGAUCGAUAGCCUGUAGCUGCCUAGUACCUGCUACGUACGAAAUGCUUUAAUUCACAAUAGCAUGAUAACAAUAUCAAGAGUUAGUUUCCAAGAGUUAGUACCUGCUUACUGGUUUUAUACCAACAGCAGACCGCAGGUGCGAAUGGCGAGCAUCGUUACUUAUAUAUGAGGAGGCUUGAUUGAUUAACAGCUCAAUUUGCGGAAUUAAAGGACGUGUAACCAGUGUUCCUUACAUUGUAUUUGCUGGACGAAACGUCGGGUAAUGUCC